Messenger RNA from Apis florea (little honeybee), 2197 nucleotides. Its product is annotated as 4-vinylanisole receptor. Gene Ontology annotation, cellular component: plasma membrane. Gene Ontology annotation, biological process: detection of chemical stimulus involved in sensory perception of smell; sensory perception of smell. NCBI's taxonomy places the organism in Eukaryota, Metazoa, Arthropoda, Insecta, Hymenoptera, Apidae. The record is from RefSeq and is a predicted model, not a curated record. Gene Ontology annotation, molecular function: odorant binding; olfactory receptor activity.
AAUUUAUUAUUAAUGUUAUUUUACCUUUCAUAUAUGAUGUAAUGAAGUUAUACUUUUUUUAAAAAAUAUCACAAAAAAUUACAAAUAACUCUUUACUGUUACUGUUCUUCUCUUAAAGAAUCUAUAGAAUAUUACGAUUCGAUACGCACUAAACACAGUUGAAGUUCCAACUAUAUUACUACGAACUACAAUGUUCGUUCCCUCUACAACAUUAGCUAUUCAUUACACUGUAAAUAAAAAAUCAUAUGAAAUAGAAAAGGAAUAUACAAAACGAUGACAAUAUUAUUGAACAUGUUUUGAAUGAAGGGGAAUAAAAUUCUAUGUUUUGGUAUCUAUAAUUUUAUCUAGUCUAAAUUAUAAAGAAUUUCUUGUGAAGAAGUUUCGUUGAAAUAUAUAAGGAAAUAUUUUACUUGCAAACAUCAAAUUUUGCAUAAAGGGGAAAUAUGAAGAAACCGUUUAAUAAAUCGAUCGAUUAUUAUAUAUUACCAAAUAAGAUUUUCUGUAGUAUAGCUGGAAUGUGGCCUAUCGAUGAGAAAAGUUCAAUGUUCAGUAAAAUAUUUGCAUAUGUUCGUUUGAUAUUUGGAUUAAUAGUAGUUAGUAGUUUUUUCAUACCUGAAAUUAUAAUAAUAGCAAUGAAUUGGAAAAAUAUAAAAAUUAUAGCAGGGAUAGGAUGUGUUUUAACAACAAUUACACAAGUAUUAUUUAAAAUGCUAUAUCUAAUAGUGAGAAGAGAAAAAACAUAUUCGCUUUACUAUAAAAUACGAAGUCUGUGGAAUUCUUCUAAUGAUUCUAAAGAAAGGCCUUACGAAGAAUUCGCUUAUUGGGCACGAAUUUUUUCGAUAAUUUUUUAUUCAUCUUGCAUGUGCAAUGUAUUCACAUUCUCUAUUGCUGCGGCUAUUGAUUAUUUUAAAUUCGAAUAUAAUGCCAAUAACACUGAAAAUAAUCGACAUUUACCUUUUAUUGUUUGGUAUGGAACAGACAUCUCCGCAUCUCCAAACUUCGAAAUUGCAUUUUUUUAUCAAAUUAUAUCAGCUUCAAUUUGUGCCGCAGUCAUUUCUGGCUUGGAUACUUCGCUUAUGACUAUUAUAUUACACAUAUCUGGACAAUUUAAAUUGAUCAAUAUUUGGAUCAAUAAUAUUGGAAUUGAAAUAAAUUGUAAUCCUAAUUACAUACGAAAAUUAAAAAUAGAUUUAAUCAAAUGCAUUCGUCAUCAUCAACAAAUAAUACAUGUGGUAAAUAAUGUGAAUAAUUUAUUUACUCCCAUUAUUUUCAUUCAACUUCUGACAAGCGGAAUUGAAAUUUGUUUAAGUGGAUACGCAGUACUCGAUAGUGAUUCAGCGAAUGCUGAUCUAUUGAAAUUUAUAUCUUAUUUCAUUUCCAUGGGAAUACAACUUCUAUUAUGGUGCUGGCCUGGUGAAAUCCUUAUUCAAGAAAGUCAAGAAAUAGGACACGUAAUCUAUCUCAAUAUACCGUGGUACAAUCUUCCUCCGAUCUAUCAGAAAUAUUUUUGUCUUAUGAUUGUUAGAACGCAACAAUAUUGUCGUAUCACAGCAUUAACUUUCCAAACAUUAUCUAUUUGUACAUUAACAAGCGUAUUCAACACUAGUAUUUCAUAUUUUACUUUAUUACGACAAAUACAACAGUAAACUUCAAAAAAAAAUGAUGAACGCUAUCUACGAUUUUGUUCAUUAAAAACAAAUGCUAGAAAAGAUAAUCAAAUGUACACCUCUAACCGUGUAAUAUCUUUAUAUUAUAGUUCGGAUACUAUUUUGUAAUUAAUUAAAGAAGUAAAUUUUAAUUUCUUAUCAUACCUGACGUUAUUUUUCAAUCGAAUGUUGUCCAUAAUAUUCAAUCUAAAAACGCUCGUCAAUCGUGGAAUACUAAACAAUCAAAUCGUUAAUCGACAAACGUUUGACAAUUGUAUAACGUUUCAUUCUACGAUUUGUCUUUUACUAAUGAAGAGAAUACGAUCAACAUCAAAGAUACAUUCUACCGAAAAAAAAAAUGAUGAAUUUAAUAAAGAUGAAUUGGAAAAUAACUUAAAGGAUACUGAACAACAUUCUUUGGUCAAAAAUAAAAAUAUAAAAAAUGAGAAAAUAAUUAAUGUAACAGAAAUAUUAAAUUCUUCAUCAAAAGAUGUUCAAAAUCAUGAGCAGAAUGAAAAAAAUAAGCUUAAUUUAAAAAGUUUAAGAGAUAG